UCACUUUCUAUUUUUCGUGACCAUUGUAUUUCUCACCCACUCACUACUACUACUAUCUUGAUAACUACCAACUACUUACCUACUCCACCCAGCCACAACCCUAAACAAUUCACCUCCCUCUACACCUCUUCCCCAACCACGGCAAAAACAACCAAAAUGACCGAACACAAAAGCCUCCACCUAACCGCCUUCAUGCGCCCCGUAAGCCUCCACACCGGCGCAUGGCGAUACCCGAACUCCUACCCGGACGCGAACUUCAACCUCGCGCACCUGAAAUCCUUCAUCACGGCACUAGAAGCCGCCAAAUUCGACGCCUUCUUCAUGGCGGAUCACCUGGCCGUGCUGAACAUGCCCGUGGAGGCCCUAAAGCGCAGCCACACAGUGACCUCCUUCGAGCCCUUCACUCUCCUUUCGGCGCUCUCUGCCAUCACCUCCAAGAUCGGACUCGCGGCCACAGCCUCCACGACAUACGACCUGCCCUACCACGUCGCGCGGCGCUUCGCGUCCCUCGAUCAUCUGAGUAACGGGCGAGCGGCGUGGAAUAUCGUGACGACGGCGAACCCGGACAGCGCGAGGAACUUUAAUCUGGACGAGCAUGUCGAGCAUGCAGAGCGGUAUAAGCGGGCGCGGGAGUUCUAUGAUGUGGUGACGGGCCUGUGGGACAGCUUUGCGGAUGAUGCGUUUGUGCGGGAUGCGGGAAGUGGCGUGUAUUUUGACCCGGAGAGGAUGCAUGUGUUGAAUCAUGUGGGAGAUGAGUUUCGAGUGAAGGGGCCCCUGAAUAUUGCGAGACCGGUGCAGGGGUGGCCGGUGAUCGUGCAGGCAGGACAGUCGGAGCCCGGGAGGCAGUUGGCGGCGGAGACGGCCGAGGCGGUGUUUUGCUCGCCCAGGGACUUGGAGGCCGCCAAGGCGCUGUAUCGCGAUAUCAAGGAUCGGGCGGUCGCGGCGGGGAGGAAGAGGGAGCAUUUGAAGAUUCUGCCGGCGGCGUUUAUUGUCAUUGGGGAUUCGGUGGAGGAGGCCAGGCAGAAGAGGUUGAAGUUGGAUAGCCUGGUGCACUAUGAUAGUGCGAUUGCCUCAUUGAGUGUCUCGCUGGGAACGGAUGUGUCGCAGUUUGACCCGGAUGCACCGCUGCCGGGGGACUUGCCUGAGACCAAUGCGAGCAAGACGGGCAGGGAGGGAGUGCUCAAGCUGGCGAAGGAUGAAGGGCUCACAGUGAGGCAGCUGGCGCAGAGAUAUGGAGGUUAUUCGGGGCUGGCGUUUGUGGGCACCCCAGAGACGGUGGCUGACGAGCUGGGGCUUUGGCUGGAAGAGGAGGCUGCGGAUGGAUUCACUGUCGCUUUCCCCUUCUUGCCGCAGGGUCUCGAGGAUGUCACGCAGAGGUUGGUGCCCGAGUUGCAACGGAGAGGUAUCUUUCGUCGCGACUAUGAGGGCACGACCUUGAGGGAGCAUCUUGGCUUGCCACGGCCGGGAAAUCGGUUCUUCGAGUAGAUGUCGGACGCAUGAGGCCAUGGCGAGGCUGUGGUACAUAUGAAACUGCCCUUGAUAGUUCACAAAUCCCACCGGUCCUGUUAUCACUACAUCGUUUGCUACUGAAUCAUACAGACAAGCACAAGAAGCAAAGAGGCAGUUUUGUCCAUAUAUAAUUGCCACAACAAAGCCAGCGUACUGGGUUG
Messenger RNA from Aspergillus heteromorphus CBS 117.55, 1670 nucleotides. RefSeq names its product LLM class flavin-dependent oxidoreductase. Gene Ontology annotation, molecular function: monooxygenase activity; oxidoreductase activity, acting on paired donors, with incorporation or reduction of molecular oxygen. Bases 157 to 1485 code for a protein of 442 amino acids. NCBI's taxonomy places the organism in Eukaryota, Fungi, Ascomycota, Eurotiomycetes, Eurotiales, Aspergillaceae. The transcript has a single exon. The record is from RefSeq and is a predicted model, not a curated record.